This is a messenger RNA of Leptopilina boulardi, 652 nucleotides long. RefSeq lists its product as uncharacterized. Bases 7 to 609 code for a protein of 200 amino acids. Lineage: Eukaryota; Metazoa; Arthropoda; Insecta; Hymenoptera; Figitidae. The transcript is spliced from 2 exons. The record is from RefSeq and is a predicted model, not a curated record.
GGAAAAAUGACAAAACCACGUUGUGGCGAUGAGGGAAACGAAAAGAUACUGCCAAAGAAAACGCGUACACAGUGGACACCUGACAUGACCAAGGCAUUGAUAAAUUGUUAUUCGUCACUAAAAGAGACAUGCAAGUUAAAAGGGGAGAAGUUUUGGUCGCUUCUUUCAAAAGUAAUGGUAGAAAAGGGACAUGAUGUGAGUGCGCAUCUAUGUGAAUCAAAAUGGGAUUCGUUAUGUAGAACCUACAAAAACACCAUUGAUCGGAGUAAACAAACCGGAACAAGUCCGUCAAAGGAGUCAAAGUCGACUUCCUUCAAGGAAAUGCAUAAAUUUAUGUACAAAAGGCCCGAAAUAAAUCCGCCGGCAGUGGCUUCGAGUCUGGCAGGAUACAAACGAAAAGUUUCUUCCAUAAUUGAUGUUAAUGGUAAUGAAAUCGAAAUUUCUCCAAAAAGAUUAAAGCGCGCAAAGGCAAAGAAGCCGGAUGCAGAAUGUUCGAUGAAAGAAAUGAACGAUGAUGCCAAUUUUCGUCACAAAGAAAAUUUGGAGCGAAAAGACGCACUAUUGGACAUAAUGAAAGAUGUCCGCGACUCGUUAAUUAAGAGACGAUAAGUCGAUUUAUUUUUGUUCUCCUUUUACAGCGUAAAAAAUGAAA